CGCCGGAGUGCUGGUGGAAAGAGCCCGGCCACACGCUUUUUUGCGGUGCUUCGUGGCGCGCUUGUGGUUGAUGCGACUCUUCCUGCAGACCACUAGAGCACAUUGCUAUUGGACGAGACGAAGAGAACAUGAACGCGAAGCAACUCGAGCUGCUCGUGACGGAUGACGCUGACUACCAGUAUGUCCUGACCAACUGGUCGAGCGACUACAUGGACGAUCUUGUACACCACGCCAACGACGCGGAAGUGGCCAAAUUCUUGGCAAACCGGUUUCCGCACCCCUACACCAGCGACAACGCAAUGAGCUUUCUCGCGUAUGCCUCCAGUACGGCAACGGAGCGCCUCUUUGCAAUUGUUCGCCAGCACAAGGUGUCGGGCACGCGUGAAGCCAUUGGCGGUAUUGGCAUGGACGUCAAAAGCGACGUUCAAGAACACUCGGGCGAGGUCGGCUACUGGCUCGGAAAGAGCUUCUGGGGUCGCGGCCUCAUGACGCACGUCGUCGCGACGUUUCUCGACGGGUUUGUGGAGGUGUACCUACGAACGCACGCACCCGUGCCCCUCUCGCGCCUCUUUGCGGUCGUCUACGCGCCCAACACGGGCUCGGUCCGCGUCCUCGAGAAGAACGGGUUCCAGAUCGAGGGACGCUUGCGCCGGUAUGCUUACAAGAAUGGCGAGUACCUCGACGCGUUCCUUCUCGGGCGCGUCUACGAGUUGUAAACUGCAAUCGGAAUAUCUCAGUAAUGACGCGCACGUUCACUCUA
This is a messenger RNA of Saprolegnia diclina VS20, 760 nucleotides long. RefSeq lists its product as hypothetical. The transcript has a single exon. Gene Ontology annotation, molecular function: acyltransferase activity, transferring groups other than amino-acyl groups. The record is from RefSeq and is a predicted model, not a curated record. The coding region runs from base 129 to 716 and encodes 195 amino acids. NCBI's taxonomy places the organism in Eukaryota, Oomycota, Saprolegniomycetes, Saprolegniales, Saprolegniaceae.